Messenger RNA from Thalassophryne amazonica, 2217 nucleotides. Its product is annotated as rho-related GTP-binding protein RhoA-C-like. Gene Ontology annotation, biological process: stress fiber assembly; small GTPase-mediated signal transduction; cell migration. The transcript has 5 exons. Lineage: Eukaryota; Metazoa; Chordata; Actinopteri; Batrachoidiformes; Batrachoididae. Gene Ontology annotation, cellular component: cleavage furrow; dendritic spine. The coding region runs from base 1 to 672 and encodes 223 amino acids. The record is from RefSeq and is a predicted model, not a curated record. Gene Ontology annotation, molecular function: GTP binding; GTPase activity.
AUGACGUGGUGGUGCGCAUGCGCAUCUGCAGUGGGCGGAGUUUCCAGUCGGCCAGGAAGAGAAGAAAGGCGGACACAGAAACAUCAAGCGAUGGCAGCCAUCAGGAAGAAGUUGGUGAUAGUUGGGGACGGUGCAUGUGGAAAGACCUGUCUGCUCAUCGUCUUCAGUAAGGACCAGUUCCCUGAGGUCUAUGUCCCCACUGUGUUUGAGAACUAUGUGGCCGAUAUCGAAGUGGAUGGGAAACAGGUGGAGUUAGCACUGUGGGACACAGCAGGUCAGGAAGACUACGACAGGCUGAGACCUCUCUCCUACCCUGAUACUGAUGUCAUCCUCAUGUGCUUCUCUGUAGAUAGCCCUGACAGUUUAGAGAAUAUUCCAGAAAAGUGGACACCCGAGGUGAAACACUUCUGUCCAAAUGUCCCCAUCAUCCUUGUAGGCAACAAAAAAGAUCUCCGUAACGAUGAGCACACCAGGCGAGAACUUGCCAAAAUGAAACAAGAACCAGUUAAAGGUGAGGACGGAAAAGAGAUGGCAAACCGCAUCAGUGCCUAUGGCUACCAAGAGUGUUCUGCCAAAACCAAAGAUGGUGUGAGGGAAGUCUUUGAGAUGGCAACUAGGGCAGCACUGCAGGCCAAGAAACGUGGGAAGAAGUCCACCUGCCUUCUCUUAUAGGCUUAUGGAGAAUAAUUAACUGCCCUCAAGCACAAACUGGGAGGGCAGCUUCACUUUAAGAUUUGACAGAGGGGAGAAUAUUGGGGAGAGCCCAGAAAAGUUAUGUGGAUGCCCAAUUUUUGAUUCCCUAGUAACCCGCAGCAUUUUGAAUGCAGAUCUGAAAUAAUUUGAUAGGCUUCUUCACCAUGAUCCUGCAUUUCUUUGUUGGGGUCAUGUGCCAUUUUGCUUACGUCUAUUAAAAACUUUCAAAUCUAGAGGUCUAUGGGCCAAGUGUCUGGGUCUUUUGAAGUUGAGUAGAUGCAAACAGGGGUUAAAUUGUGCCAUGAUGGGAAUGAUGAGUAUAAGGGUCCUUAACAGGCCAAAGACAAUGGGAAUAUGACCGGAGGCAAUGGGGUGGGUGUUUCUAAAACAAACAUUUUUUUGUUUUGUUUUUUAGAUGAGUAUGAACUAAGACCGUGUUGAAGUAUAUCUUACACAGUAUCGCCUCUAUGUUGUGCCUUGAGAGCAGUGGUUCAGGAAGAGUUGGUUGAGGGGUAGGGAUUCAUAACUCUGAUGGGGUAUUACAUAUUUUUAGUGUCCUCCCGUCAUGUCUGUGAAUGCUUUCUGUGUCCUUGGUGUGGCCCGUUCUGGCCCAUAUUCUGACUCAGGCGCAGCAGAGGGGUAUGUCUAAAUUUGUAUGAGAGGUUUCCCAUACUGAAUAACUUACCUGUACUUUUGGUGUGUAUGUGCGUGUCGUAUGUGGUUUCUCCAGUGCAGGUCUGCAUGCAAUGAUUGUGUGUGUGUGUACCUUGUGUUUAUGUACUGUAUGCAUGGACGGGCCUUCUGCAUUAACAACUUCAACCCCGUUUCCUUGCCAAAGUUACCCUCGGUCACAUUUUAUGGCCUGAGCAGGUAAUGGAAUUAUCGGCUACUCUGAGUGACAUCACUUUUCUGGAAGACAUUGCUAGAGGCACAAUCAGGUUUGAAAAAAAUAGUUUUUAGGAUCUUUGUUGUGUAUACCAGACAUUUAAUUGUUAAAUCUGUGGGUCAACCAUUCUUUGUGUAAUUGAUAAUUGACUUUGCUUUCAGAUGGAUGAUGACUAUGACGUUUUCGUACUGUAUGUCAUACAAGGCCUUGUAAGGACAUGCUAAUCAAUGCAUAUUUCAAGUUUGCCUUUCAGUCAACUCUCCCCAGCUUCCCUUUAAUGCUAGUUUCAUUAUUGUUGUAGGACUUUUAUUGUUGAAUUUUCAUACUAUAUCAUUUUUACUUAAUCCUGCUGUUUUGGUCAUAUCAGUGAAAUGAUAAUCUGUAACCAUAGUAAUGUACAUUGUUAAUUGAAGGUGAGGUUUUCGGGUUUAAAGCUUGAGGGUUUUGGGCGUGGGGUGUCUUUUUUUUUUUGUACUGUGACAACUUGGAUUUCUGACUUUCUUUUUCCUUCAACUAAAGAGGGUUUGAGGGUUUCCUGUUUUAAAGUGUACGUGUAUUCCGUUUAUUGCCGCAGAUAAUUGCAAAUCCCGUUUGUAUCGUACAUUUUUUUGCAAUAAAAAUAGGCAUAAACCCUCAAA